UAAUUCGCUACCCGCCCGUUCGUCACUUAGUGGCGUCGCGGUUACCAGAUGAUCGACUGUUGCGAAAUGGCGUGGUGGACUCUGGCAGUUCUGCUGCUGUCUCUCUCCAUAGUCUGCUGUGCGGAAUCCAUCCAGGAGUUCACAUCCAGCACCCUCAUCAAUAACGUGGUGCAGGACCCCCUCACAGGCCACAUCUAUGUGGGAGCCAUCAAUGCCAUCUACCAAUUGGACUCCUUGCUCAGGCAGGAGAAGAAAGUAGAGACUGGUCCCAAGAGGGACAGCCGCCACUGCACACCCCCCAUCCAGUCCUGCCACGAUGCCAAGAUGACAGACAACACCAACAAGCUGUUGCUAGUGCACCCGUCUAACGGCUCGCUCAUCGUGUGUGGAAGCCUCUUCAAGGGCAUCUGCUCCCUGCGGAAACUCGGCAGCAUUGACCACCUGAUCUACUGUAAUGACAGCAAGGGUGAAAAGGCUUAUGUGGUCAGCAGUGAGGAGACGGUGUCUGUAGUAGGAGUGAUGUCAACCUUCACCAAAGAGAAUGAUACAUUUGAUGUGUUUGUCGUGGGGAAAGGCUACGGAAGCCAGGGCAACAUGAAGCUUAUCAGCACCCGCAUCCUGCAGGACUUUGGCAAUUGGGAUGUGUUUGAGGACAUUGUUGAGGCUCCUGCUGUUCAGGUCACCCCAUUUGUCAAGAAGUACAGGCACAAUUUUCGCUACUCAUUCAAGGAAAGUGGCUUCAUCUACUUCCUCUUCACCCGCACAAGAGGGGGGCUACAUAACAAAAACUAUACCUUCAUCUCCCGCCUUUGUGAGGAUGAUCACCAUUACUAUUCCUACAUGGAACUGCAGCUCAGCUGUGGCCCCAACAACAUGUACAACAAGGCACAGGCCGCCUUUGUCUCCUCCCCUGGGGAGGAACUGGCCCGAAACCUGAGCGCAUCCGGUCAGUACGGCCAAGUGCGGUCGCAGGACAAGAUUCUGUUCGUAGUGUCCAGCACCGAUGAAGACAAGCCCCGUUCGGGGCUCUGCAUGUACCCCCUGAGAUAUAUCAACCAACGAAUUAUGGAAAUCAUCAGUGCCUGCUACACAAAAAAUGGGAAAAUUGGAAACAAAGUAGCUGUUGAUUCUCCGUACACAACCUCAGCAAAUCUAUUAUGUUCAGUAUCAGUCCGUCAAGACACGCUGACAAAGUACAAAUGUAGUGCCGAUUUCCUGCCUUCACCGCUGGCCAGCACACCAGGCUUUGCGCUGGCUGCCCAAGCUGUCCACACCACCAGAGACCUGCUCAUGGCUGUCGCCGUUGCUGUGGAGGCUGAGCACACGGUGGCCUUUCUGGGAACCAGCAAUGGGAAGGUGUACCACGUACACCUGUCCAGCACACCAGAGGUGUACCGAACUGUCCCUGGACCCAGCUCUGGUGAGGCAGUGAACAAACACCUGCUAUUCGACAGAAACCACAGGCAUCUGUACGUCACCACAGGAAAAAAGAUCUCAAUGGUACCAGUGGAGGAAUGUGAUAUGAUGAAGGACUGCAAGUCUUGCAUGGACCUCAAGGAUCCCUACUGUGGCUGGUGUGCCUUGGAGGGCAGGUGCACCAGGAAGUCUGACUGCAGGAAGGCAGAAGAGGAGAAGCACUGGCUGUGGAGUCCUCAGAACCAGUGUGUGGAAAUAACAUCUUUCCAGCCACCAAAUCUGAGCUGCAAGAAGAUGCAGAAGGUUGACAUCAACGUGGCUUCUCUCCCCAGCAUUGGAGGGGAUGACAGUCUGAAAUGCAUUUUUGGCAAUUUUGAAAGUGAAGCGAAAAUGGGCGACUCAAAGGUCACUUGUGAUCUGCCGAAAGUCACCGAGAUUCCUGUCACUCCCAAAAAUAAAGAUUUCGUCCAAGUGGCCACGAAGAUCUUUGUGAAUGACGAGGUGGAGUUGGCGUCCAGCUACUUCACCUUUUAUAACUGCAGCGCAGCCGCGAGGCAGGCGGAAAACACACCGUGCAUGUCGUGUGUGGACAGCGAGUGGAGCUGCCAGUGGAACACUCAGGAAUUCAUCUGCGAUGACAGGGAUGACUCCGUGGGUGAUCACAUUAUCAAACAUAAAGAAGGAAGUAAGUGCCCAGUAUUUGAGAAUCCGACUCCGUCUCUCAUUCCUGUGGGUUACGAAACCUCCAUCGAGUUCACUGGAAAAAACCUCCGUGUUUAUGAGGGCAGAGAAUUCAAGAUUGGCACCGAGCUGAUGGUGCCCACUGAGGAAAUGGUCACUAUAAAAGAUUCAAACUACAGUUUAAAGGGAUGCAAGUUUGCCUAUGACGAAGUGCGAACAGUUGACGUGCACUUCUACAUCAAGGACAGAAAGACACAUAAGAAGAUUGACAGCAAACUAAACGUGACGCUAUACAACUGUGCUGUGGGCCGUGAGGACUGCAGCCUGUGCAAGAGUGCAGACCCCAUGUACAGUUGUGUGUGGUGCGAUAAAACCAAGUCCUGCGAGUAUCGGAAAAGGUGUCCGAGUGGUGAGCGGAGAAGGGACUGUCCCAACCCUGAAAUCACUGAUAUCAUACCUCAGUAUGGGCCUCUGAAAGGGGGGAUUUCAGUAACCAUCAAAGGCUCCAACCUGGGUAUCGUGAAAGAGGACAUAGAGAGCAUCAGAGUGGCCGGAGAGCCCUGCGUGCACCAGGAAGAGAAGUACUUCGUGUCCACCAGCGUGGUGUGUGAGAUCGGUGGAGUCCAACAGAAACAGUCAGGGGUUGUGGAGGUGAAGGUGAAAGGAGGGAAAAGCGGGACGUCGAGUGUCAUGUUCACAUACAGGGAUCCCAGACCCGAAAGGGUCCAGCCUAACCGAGGCCCACGGGCGGGAGGAACUCUUAUCACAAUAACAGGAACGGAUCUGGAAACCGGUACCAAGGAUGACGUCAGCAUCACUGUCGGCGGGGUGGUGUGUAUUGUGGAGACAUUCCGGAAAAAUAUAACCUGCAAAACCGGAGAGUACACGGUACAGAAGGUCCCCUCUGAUAACCUGACAGUGACAGUGAAGUACGGGAAGCACACCACGAAAGAUGUGCCUACGCCGUUCAGGUUUUUUGAGAAUCCUAAACUGGAUCACCACUAUCCAGACACAAGUUUUGUAUGUGGGGGGCGGAUCAUUUUUAUCGUCGGCACCGGGUUUGACCUCGUCCAGAACACUGCCGUGAAAGUGGUGCCCUCCAGCGAGCAGUCAGGCGUCACCAGUCCACUGAAGUCUGAAGUGGAGGUAAAAGGCGAAAAUGACACAGUAAUGCAGUUCUCCUCCCCAACGGUGAACGUGACCGAUGGGAUAGCGUCUCUCAGGACCUACAUCGUCAUGGACAACAUUGAGCUUGAGCUCAAGCCUUUUGACUACCACCCGGAUCCUACGUUUGAAGAGAACCAAAAAAGGAUUGUUUCAGAGAACAGCAUCAUAUCUGUAACUGGUAAAGGUUUCGCCAAAGCAAUGACAGCCCAAGAAGCAGAAGCCUUUGUGGGAGACGUCUCUUGUGGGGUCAGCAUCUUACACGAUGACAUGCUCUUCCUGGACUGGACCCAACCAACAUCUUGCUUUAAGAGGCCCAAGAGAGACACAAAGUCAGAUUUGCUGGAACUUAAGAUUAAGUUCGGCCAUGGGCAGUGGAUUGUAGGCUCAGUGGAGUAUGAAAAGAAGAUUGAGGCAUCCUGGACAUCUCCCCUGGACAUCAUAAUUCCUGCAGUGAUUGCCCCGAUGGUGGGGAUCACCAUAAUCAUAAUCAUAGCCUCAGUGUGCUGCUACAGGAAGCAAGCUGAGAGAGAAUAUGAGAAACUGAGGCAGCAGCUCGAGAACCUGGAGGGGAGCGUUCGUGACCGCUGCAAGAAGGAGUUCACAGAGCUCAUGAUUGAAAUGGAGGACCACACUGCUGACCUCAGUGAACCCUGUAUCCCCUUCCUGGACUACAAGACCUACGCAGACCGCGUUUUCUUCCUGCCUUUCAAGGACAGCGCCAGUGACGUGAUGAUCACUGGCAAGCUGGACAUUCCUGAGGCGAGGAGGGCCACAGUGAUGCAGGCCCUCAACCAGUUCCUCAACCUGCUCAAUAGCAAGCCUUUCCUUCUCAGUUUCAUCCGCACCUUAGAGGGGCAUCCUGACUUCAAUGCCCAGUCAAAGGGCUACUUUGCCUCCCUGCUGACGGUGGCGCUUCACGGCAAGUUGGACUACUACACAGACAUCAUGAGGACACUCCUGUUAGAACUCAUGGAACAAUAUGCCCGGAGCAAGAACCCCAAGCUCAUGCUGCACAGGUCGGAGACAGUGGUGGAGAAAAUGCUGUGCAACUGGAUGUCUAUCUGUCUCUAUCAGUUCUUGAAGGACUCGGCAGGAGAGCCUUUGUACAAGCUGUUCAAAGCCGUCAAACACCAAGUGGAGAAAGGCCCAGUGGAUGCUGUCAUGAAAAAGGCCAAGUACACGCUGAAUGACACUGACCUGCUGGGGGACGACGUGGAGUACUGUACGCUGACUCUGCAGGUCCUCGUUCACGGGGAAGGGCCAGGUGUCACUUUGGUCAAGGUACUCAACUGUGACACCAUCUCCCAAGUGACGGAGAAGAUCCUUGAGCAAGUGUACAAAAAUGUGCCCUAUUCUCAGAGGCCCAAGAUGGAAAGCGUCACUCUCGAAUCUGCUGGGCAGAUUCUGUCGGACCUUGACUUGACAUCGCAAAAGGAGGGCAGAUGGAAGCGCAUGAACACUUUGGCCCACUAUGACGUGCGAGACAACGCCACUCUCGUUCUGUCUAGGGUCCUGCAUCCUCUGCAGUCUUAUGACCAGCACCAGGACAGAAGAGAAGUGAGAAAUGCUCUGCUUGAAGAGGACAAGGUGUUCCACCUGGUGCAGCCAGCAGAGGAGGUGGAUGAGGUCAAAUCCAAGAGGGGCAACAUGAAGGACAAGUCGAUGACCAAAGCCAUCACAGAGCUUUAUUUGAUGCGGUUGCUGUCUGUCAAGGGCACUCUACAACAGUUUGUGGACGACUUCUUCCGCAGUGUCCUCUGUUCAUCCGUUGGGCCCCCAGCAGUCAAGUACUUUUUUGACUUCCUGGACGAACAGGCACAGAAGCACGACAACGUGGAUGACCAGACCAUUGACAUCUGGAAGACCAGCAGCUUGCCUUUGAGGUUCUGGGUGAACAUCCUGAGGAACCCCCACUUCAUCUUCGACAUUCACGUGAACGAAGUGGUGGACGCCUCCUUGUUUGUUAUUGUCCAGACCUUCAUGGAUGCCUGCACCAAGAGCGAGCGCAAGUUGAGCAGGGAUUCCCCGAAUCACAAAUUACUCUAUGCAAAGGAAAUCUCCACAUACAAGAAGAUGGUGGAGGAUUACUACAAGGGCAUCAGGGAGAUGGUGCCCGUCAGCAACCAGCAUAUGAACACCCACUUAGCGAAGGUGUCACGGUCUCACAAAGACAAACUCAGCACCCAGGUGGCUCUGCAUCAGCUGUACCAGUAUGCAAACAAGUACUAUGAUGUGAUCAUCACCUCCUUUGACGAGGACCCCGCUGCCCAGAAUAAACAGCUUGCUCUGAGACUGCAGCAGAUAGUGGCUGUACUGGAGAACAAAGUGACAGACCCCUAACCUCUGUAGGAGGGCGGGGGCCGGUUUUGGUACUGUGGGGCCAGAAAUUAAAGCGGAGUUUAUUUCAUAUGGCCUGAGUCCUGAGUGGAAUAGCAAAGACGUGGGGAAGGGAAGGAAUGGGGCUGUUCCGAGGAACCCCCCCAUCUUAAACAUUUGUUGUGUCUGAAACGGUGUCACAAUUCCCUAACGGUUCUCAAAGUCGAUCCCCCUCCCUGUGCUGGUCCAGAUCAUACAACACGUGCCAAGGGGCCGAGGGAUCUGCAGGAGACACCACACCAGACGUUCUCAACGGUGAGACAUGUGACCAUUGCAGCCCGGCCUUUGAAAUAAGCCCUUCCUUAAUUGCAGGCUUUAUUUGUUCAGCUGUUGUUAGUUGUUGUUGUUCAGUUAAAUGUUCAAUUUCUUCCAGUAUAAAAAAAGUUUAAGAAUAGUACAGAAUAUUAGAAUAAGAUUAAGAAUUAAGUUUAUAGUUUUUAUUGUGCAUUUUUUACGCGGAAAGCCUUAUAUAUUU
This is a messenger RNA of Scleropages formosus (Asian bonytongue), 6115 nucleotides long. Its product is annotated as plexin-B2-like. Gene Ontology annotation, cellular component: semaphorin receptor complex; plasma membrane. Bases 49 to 5604 code for a protein of 1851 amino acids. NCBI's taxonomy places the organism in Eukaryota, Metazoa, Chordata, Actinopteri, Osteoglossiformes, Osteoglossidae. The record is from RefSeq and is a predicted model, not a curated record. The transcript is spliced from 36 exons. Gene Ontology annotation, biological process: regulation of cell migration; regulation of cell shape; regulation of GTPase activity. Gene Ontology annotation, molecular function: protein binding; semaphorin receptor activity.